Messenger RNA from Rubroshorea leprosula, 760 nucleotides. Lineage: Eukaryota; Viridiplantae; Streptophyta; Magnoliopsida; Malvales; Dipterocarpaceae. The record is from the annotation of a GenBank genome assembly.
ACAAUAGUUAUGGUGCGUACGCCCACACCUGAAUAUGUCUCAAAUUCCCGGUCCCGAGUAUCUCGCUUGGCAAGCCAACACGGGUUCUCCAUUGGAACAUAUAAAUACCCCUCAAGGACCACCUCAGAAAGGUCAUCUCGGAGUGCAAGCGCGGACUGAAGAAGAACUUCUGGUUUGGUGCAAUUACAGAAUCGUAAGACAUUGGGGCCUGUCCAUGUCUUAUCUUAAACCCAUCAAUGGUGAAUUCAUAUCAGAAACCAAAUGAAAAACAAAAGCUAGUCUUCUGCUUCCAACACAUUUGUUUAUUGCAAACAGAAGCUAUGCCUGGGAUAACAAAAUGAUUCAGAUAGAUAGAACACAUAUAGCAAAGCUUGUUUCCUCAACAAUGUUGCGCAACAGAAAUUUGAGCAGUGAAAAAGUCUUCCAAACUGCAGGCGGAGGGUAUAGCAACUUUCCAAAAUCUAUGGAAACUAACUUAUUUUCCCAUUAAAAAGAGCCUUCAGCUUCUAAUCAUAAAGGAUCUCUCUCUUGUAUAUUCUUCAGUCUUGUGCUCUGGAUUCUGCAAAGAAGGAAUCAAUGUGAUUUAGCAAAUAAUGAUGUGUGUGCAAUAUUUCUUUUUGGUUAUACCAGUACUUCAGCUAUCAUAUAGUCUCCUGAGCAAAAUUUAAACAAAAUCAAACUAAAAAAUCAACGUUUCCUUUUACUUAAUUUCAUUCAGCCUUAUAUUGUUGACAGAAGUUUAUAAAUACCAAAUUUACCA